Tribolium castaneum (red flour beetle) is the source of this 1940-nucleotide messenger RNA. RefSeq names its product XK-related protein 7. NCBI's taxonomy places the organism in Eukaryota, Metazoa, Arthropoda, Insecta, Coleoptera, Tenebrionidae. Gene Ontology annotation, cellular component: membrane. The transcript has 5 exons. The record is from RefSeq and is a predicted model, not a curated record. The coding region runs from base 181 to 1449 and encodes 422 amino acids.
AAAUUUUGCUUUCCGCUCGCUUAACCGCUUUCUUUCCUCCCGUGUGUGCAAAUACGCGUGUUUCCACACGUGUGGAGGCUCGAAAUCGGGGCAUUUCCACAUCAACAAUUCGAAAACCGCAUCAGUUGGAGGUUAGUGUCGGAAAAGUGAUGUCAAGUGUUGUGUAAGUGAGAAUGCGCCAUGGCCGAGGAGUAUCCAGUGGUGGUGCACUUUUCGCGGGACCCCUCUCUGGCCAACAUCGAACACAUGAAGCCCCAGCUUGAGUCGCCUGACAAGUUUACCGAAACGGGGCACAAUUUCGAUGUGUUUUACGUGAUCUGUAUUGCCUUAUCGAUCAUAACCUAUGUGUUGGAUUUGGUUCUGGCGUGUGUUUUGCUUUAUUAUUACUCGAUCUACGGGUAUGGACUUUAUUUUGCACUGACUUUGACGUUCGUUCUCGUGCCUGCGUUGUUUGUGACCACGGUUAGCCUUAGAUGGUACAUAAUAGAUCAUGAUGAUCCUUCCGUUGGUAAAACCCGGUUAGUGCACUGGGUGGUAAGGAUAAUUUUCCUCCUUUUGCAACUCUCGCCUUUACUUCGCUACAUCGAUACGCUCAUUUAUGGAAUUCAGAGCAAAAUUGUCGGAUCGUCCUUUCUCUAUCGACGAAUGUUGGACGAAGACACGAACAGUGCGCUCUUAAGGCUGUAUCACUGUUUUCUCCACGCGGCGCCACAGGCCAUCAUCCAGUUGAUGAUUCUCUUAAUCCAUGUGACGCACCCCGACAAAGUUCCACUCAAAAUUGAUGUCAUCGUGAUCCAGUCAUGGACGGUCGUGGCCGCCUUGAUGUCGAUCGCAUGGUCUCUCACAUCCUACCACAGAUCGGUGCGUUACGCCCGAGACGAUAAAGAAAAAAUCAAAUGGGGAGGGACUUUAGUUGCGUUCUGUUGGCACCUCAUGAGUGCACUAUCCAGAGUAUUGGCUUUGAGUCUUUUAGCCUCGAUCUUCCCAGCAUGGAUGGGGUGCGUAUGUGCCCUCCAUUGGAUAGUGAUGUCCAUAUGGUUGACCUUGAGCCAACACCACCCAUCGGCCUGCAGCAGCCGCUGCGAGGAAGUAUUUCUGUCCAUAAGUCUAGGUCUGGCCUAUGUUUUGGCGUUCAUUUCGCCAAGAGAUGGGCCCACUAGAUACAUAUACCUCGCCUAUUACCUCGUCUGCUUCAUGGAGAAUACCGCAGCCUUGGUCGUUUGGUGUGUAACGAACAAUUCCAGCGACAAUCCGCUCCUGUAUUACGGGGCAGCGGGUGCGCAGAUCGUGGCGUUCCUUCUGGGGAUUGCAUUCCUCCUCGUUUACUACAAGUACUGCCAUCCGUCUAAAGCCUACCGCACGAAAAUCCCCGACGUGUCCGAUUCGGGAAUGCUCGACAUCGAUAAGCCCGGUUUUAGUAAAUCGUACGAUGUGCGAUCGCAUUCCUGAUCCGCGACUUUUGUGUAAGGGCGUCCCCUUGCACAGUUUUUUAUUUUUCUAGCUCAGUAUUUGAAAUGUGAUACUUGCUUCUUGGAAGUAAAACAGUAUUGUGGCACGUGAGCAGAGUUGCCUUAGACUGCCAACUGUGCCAAUCGGUGUCUACUAUUGCCUUAAAUGUAUAUAAUAUGACUGUUGACGCUUCAGAUUUUAUUGUUGACGAAAUUUUUCUCUGUCUUGCCGUGUACUUAAUUGAGGCACUGCUGGUUUACGCAAGAUUUUUGAUCACUACUCAAAAAUUGACGCGGUUUGAGUGAUAUUUUAACGCUCUGCGAUAUUCAUGUGAAUUAAUACAUUAUCUAUAUAAUGCCUAAAAGUGUUAUUUUGAGGGAACAAAUCGAAAUUCAUCGUAUAUUUUUUGUAUUAUAUUUGCAAAUAUUGUAUAGAUAUUACUGUAAAGAUAUUUAUAAGUGUUGGUUUGUAAUAAAACUACAGAAAAUCGG